Messenger RNA from Talaromyces stipitatus ATCC 10500, 768 nucleotides. RefSeq lists its product as uncharacterized. The transcript is spliced from 2 exons. The record is from RefSeq and is a predicted model, not a curated record. NCBI's taxonomy places the organism in Eukaryota, Fungi, Ascomycota, Eurotiomycetes, Eurotiales, Trichocomaceae. Bases 1 to 768 code for a protein of 255 amino acids.
AUGCGUCGUGCUGUCACGGCAACACAACUGAUGGGUCUGCAUGAGCGGCGCCAUUACCGCUUCAAGGUCCUCAAUGAUGAUAACGGCCUUGAUCCUGUCAAUAUUUGGAACUGUAUUGUCUCUAUGGAAAAUAUCAUGUUUCUAGUACUGGGUCCGCCGUCGAGUACUGGCGGUACAACUUCAAACCCUGCGAUGGAGAAAGUAGCAGCUACAUCAUCAACGACCGCCCCUUCUCUGCGAAACCAAAGCAGUAACAUUUUGCCAACACUCAUCAUACAUGCAACAUCUAAGAUACUUAAACGGAACCAACUCUACAUACCGCAGCAAACAUUCGAUAUGACCCGAGAGAUAGAUCAAGAACUCAUCAAGAUGACCGAACAGCUACCGUCUUCAUCCUGGAGACCACCAUCACUUGCAGGGCUCGAGUUAGAUUCAGUGCAGGCAUUUUGGGAAGCCCGCAGAGCAUGGGACCACAUGUACUACUACACCAUUGUGAACCAGCUCCAUCUACCAUACACGUUAUGUAUGCGCCAUACCCCCCGCGUAAUCUACUCCAGCAUGGCCUGCGUCAAUGCUAGCCGCAAGAUACUCAUCCGACAGAUUGCCAUCCACUUUGUGGCCCUGAUUGCGGGAAUGACCUUGAUACUGGCACAUCUUGUAAGCCACAGUCAUGACGAGAACGACAAAUUCAAUAGCGAUAACGUUCUUGUACACCAGCGAUCGAGUGACCGUGUGACUUUGGAACAGGCCCUGGAAUGCAUGAAGUAA